CGAGUCACUCAUGGGCGGGUCCACCCGCCUCCAGCAGUCAGUCCGAGAAACCCGAGAGUGCACCAAAGUAGCAAAACACAAACAUGGCGCCUACUUGCUGCCAUAUAGGCUAGUGUUGUACAGAAACAAAGUUUCCAGGAAUAAACGGCGCGCUCGCACUGAGUGGACGUUUCAUUCUCGCUUGAGACGGAGUGGACAGGCUGAAAGUUGCAACUUGCCUACAUGUCAUCGUGUUUUCCUAUAGUGCUCUGAACGGCUGGUCUGUCCAGCCAUGAUUGAGGAUAAAGGUCACCGCGUGACGGACUACUUCGUUGUAGCUGGCCUCACAGACAAGUCCACACCACUAGAGCAGGAUCUAUCUGAAGCCAAGUCCAGUGGGCCCAAGGCACCUAUUACAGACCUAGCCGUCAUCAACAAGUCUGCAGGAGAAACAGUCCCUGAAGGUUUCACAUGUAUUGAGAGCACCUACAGUGGCCAGCCGGCCAAUCUCAACCAUGGCAGCCUCAAGAGCCCAGAACUAUUUUUGUGUUACAAGAGGGGACAUGGAAAGCCCCCACUCAUUGAUGUCGGGGUCCUGUAUGAGGGUAAAGAGCGUCUCAUUCAGGGUUGUGAGGUCAUUGAGGCCACACCAUUUGGCCGCUGUGCAAACGUCAACAACAGCUCUGCCACAUCUCAGCGCAUAUUCAUCACAUACCGCCGAGCACCCCCCGUCCAGCCCCAGAACUCACUGGCUGUGACUGACAUCUGUGUCAUCAUCACAAACAAGGGCGAGACUCCUCCUCACACUUUCUGCAAGGUGAACAAGAACCUCAACUGUGGCAUGUGGGGAUCAAGUGUGUUUUUGUGCUACAAGAAGUCAGUUUCCGCCUCUAACUCCAUCAACUAUAAGGCUGGUCUGAUCUUUCGCUAUCCUGAGGAGGACUAUGAGUCAUUUCCCCUCUCUGAGUCUGUACCCCUCUUUUGCCUGCCUAUGGGGGCCAAGAUUGAGUGCUGGGCUCCUAACACACGCUACCCUUUACCCAUCUUCUCAACAUUUGUCCUCACCAACUCCAAUGGGGAAAAGGUGUAUGGAGCUGGAAUACAGUUCUAUGAGCCAUAUCCUGUGGACAGCCUCAGUGAGAAACAGAAGAUCCAGCUGGGUCUGGUCUCCACUGUGGACAAGAAGGUCAUACCCAACCGCACGGUCAACACCAACAAGUGCAUCUGCCUACUGUCCCGCUGGCCUUUCUUUGAGUCCUUCAAAAAAUUCCUCAUGUUCCUUUACAAGCUGUCAGCCAAUGGAGUCAACCCUCUGCCCAUUGAGAAACACAUAUCCCACUUCAUGCACAAUGUCUCCUUCCCUUCUCCUCAGAGGCCAAGAAUACUGGUCCAGCUGUCGGCACAUGACACCUUAAUCCUGUCCCAACCUGUUUGUACACCUUUACCAUUAAGUGGAGCAGACUAUGGGACACUGCUCAUGAAUCUGGGCCCAGAAAACUGUGCCACACUGCUACACUUUGUCCUCCUAGAAAGUAAGAUCCUGUUGCACUCCCUGAGACCAGCUGUACUGACUGGAGUGGCUGAGGCCGUUGUGGCGAUGAUCUUCCCAUUCCAGUGGCAGUGUCCGUAUAUCCCUCUUUGUCCUCUGUCUCUGGCGGGUGUCCUUAAUGCACCAUGUCCCUUCAUUGUGGGCGUUGACUCUAGAUACUUUGACCUCUACGAUCCCCCACCCGACGUGGUCUGUGUGGACUUGGACACCAACACUAUAUACUUGUUUGAUGAAAAAAGACACAGUAACUGGAAGAAUCUCCCAAAGAAGCCCUGCAAGAGUCUUAUCAACUCUCUAGGAAACCUGCACCAGCAGCUUGCCACUGUUCGGCGUGCAGCACUUGAAGGCUUGGCAGUGGAGAUGACCCCUAUUGAGGCAGACUUCACCUGGCAUAAAAAAAAGACAGAGUUGGAGAUGGAGAUCCAAGAGGUGUUCCUGCGUUUUAUGGCCUCCAUACUGAAGGGCUACCGAACCUACCUCAAACCCAUCACACAGGCACCUUCUGAUAAAGCUACUUCUGCAGACUCACUCUAUGACCUGCAAGGAUUCUUGAAGAGUAGAGAUCGUGCUCAUCAAAAGUUCUACUCUCAGCUCACCAAGACUCAGAUCUUCAUCCGCUUCAUCGAGGAAUGUACUUUUGUCAGCGACAAAGACACUGGCCUGGCUUUCUUUGAUGACUGCAUUGGAAAACUUUUUCCUUCCGACAAAGGACCUGACAAGGGUACAAAGGUCGAAGGUGAGUCGUCUGAGGACACCAGGCUGAUGGAACUGGAUGAGUCGCAGAAGAGCGAGCACACAGUCUUCGUCAUGCCUCCUGAACCACCUCCAGAAGACGGUCCUGACCCCCCUCCCAAAUACAGUUAUAAGAAUUUCCCUUGUUUACGGUUGGAGUUGUUUGAUCGUCCGCAAGAGCUGAGACCAGCGCUGAGUACAAGAACUGCAGGAGCCAGUGUGUCCAGCAGCCCUGCUCUGUUGGCCAAAAGAACGAAACAGGAAAUCAAAAUGGCCUACAAGUUGGCAAAGCGUUUCUAUUCCAAUCCACCCCAGUGGGCAAAGUGUCUGUUUAGUCACUGCUACAGUCUGUGGUUCAUCUGUCUUCCUGCCAGCGUGCGUACAGCCCAGUCCAAACCCCGUGCUAUGCAGCAGGCCUUCAAUGUUCUGCUCAAGAUGAGGAGCUCUGAAGUGGAGGUGCUUGAUGAGGUGUGUUACCGUGUGGUGAUGCAGUUGUGUGGUCUGUGGGGGAUGCCCGUCAUGGCUGUGCGUGUCUUAAUGGAAAUGAAAAAGGCUGGAGUUGAACCCAAUGCUAUUACAUAUGGAUACUACAACAAGGCUGUCCUGGAAAGUCCUUGGCCAAGCCGUAACCGUAGCGGACUCUUCAUGUGGACCAAAAUGCGGAACCUGGUGCGAGGAGUGGUGCAGUUUAAACAGGCAUUGCGUGGGACAGCUCUUCUUAGAGGUCCUUCUCUGAUAACCACAGAGCCUUUAGCAGGAACAGCAGCAGGUGCUGAUGGAGACAGACUGAGUCAUGGCAGUGUAGACAGCUCAAAUGAACCUAUUGUAGAGGAACACAUACUCUUCUCCCACAGCCUUAUAGCCGGUCAGUCUGAUCAGGGUUAUGGAUCUAAGGAUGAGCUGCCCCAGGACCUUGCAGAUGGACCUGUAACCUCUACUUCUCUGUCUACCAGCCAGACCAGCAACAGCAAAGCAACCAAGACCCAAAAUGGGGAUGAUAUUGCUAGUUCUGUGGACAGUGUUGUAGCUGUGACGGAGCCCCCUAGCCCUGCUGAGAUGGCACCUUUUGUAGCCAGCAUUGUUAAACUGUCCUCUGAGAUCCCUGUCCACUUCGACAGCACUACAGGCAGAGAAGAAACUGGUGUUUGUACAGGUAAGCUCUUCAUGCCCCGUAAAAAGAGUGAAGAUGUCACCCUGCCUGUGGAGGAUGAUUCUGCAAUCCCAGAUUCACAUGUCUCACAGUCUGGACAGCAGCAGAGGGUGAAAGCCUUCAUGGAGCGCAGCUGCAGUUUUAGUGCAGAGAGCAAAGCCGGCAUGCUACAAAAGAAGGGCAGUCUGGAGCUCAGCGCUGAUCACAUGGGCGCAGAUGCAAAAAUCCUCGCAGCCGUGUUCUCUGGCAGCCUGACCCCUCCUCCUUUUGCAACCAUCGCUCCCUUUAAAGAGUUUAAGAUGGAGGCUACACUGAGCCCUGCCCUCCAGGAAGAGGAACAUGAAAAUAAGCCGAAGAAGGAGCACAAAGCAUUAAGUUCUGCAGAAGAGAAAGUAGAGAAAAGUAGUGAGCAGCAAGAUUCCAUAGAUGCAGCAGCAUCCCAGGGGAGUGAAGGAGUUGGGCGAACCAUAAGCACUGGUUCCUCCUCUUCUAAAGCUGUGGAGAGGGAGGAUGUUGAGGUGGGGGCGGAUCCUCUCUCGCUCCUUGCCUCUGAAACUGAGGAUGCAACCUCCAUUCAGAGCCAGGAGUCCACACGGCCCUUUCCACCUGUGGUGUCAAGGAAUCUUGCAGAUGAGAUUGAGAUGUACAUGAGUGGUAGACCCCUAAGUGGUAGCUCUCCCAGCAUGGAGUUGCAACAGGGAUUAAAUCAUGAAUCAAUUAACUGUCCAGACUCUCCUGCAGUUAUGCAGUCUUUGGAAAGAAGAUCGAGCCUUCCGAUCGGCCCGGUCAAAGUGGCUAGUUCAACGGAAACAGCAAAACAUAGCCCUGCCGUCACGCGCUCUAAGACAUUCGCAUUCAAAUCCCCUAAGACCCCAGGGUCUGCAGGUCAAAGGUCAUCAUCGCUGACUGCACUUGUAAGGUCAUCACAGAGCAGCUCACUGGGAUCCGUUAUCAACUCUAUAUCAGGCAUCAAGAUGGACUCUCUCCUGUUGGGGCCAAAAGUAGAUAUGCUUAAGUCAGGUAUGAAGCAGGCAGCCAAUGUGGCCAGUAAGAUGUGGGAUGCAGUGGCCUCAGCUUACUCCUACUCAGAUGAUGAGGAGGAUAACUCACAGCCCCGAGACAGUUUCCCAGCAAGGCUAGAAGAGCAGUUGCUAUCUGCAGAGGGAGCAGCAGAGAACACUUUACCCAGAGGCCUGAUGCCUAGCCUGGCCUCAAAUGGGCUCACGCACAGCAAUACCAGCCUGGGCGGCAGCAGUGAUAGCAGCGAUACCGGCCGCGCACAGCUGUCGACACCUUUGACUCCAGGUCGAUCAAUGAGAAGUGCAGACUCAGAGAGGUCUGAACAUAGUUCCUCUCAUCAUGCCAGCACCUCCAGCAUUUACCAGAAUUGUGCUUUAGAGGUUCUAAUGUCCAGCUGCUCUCAGUGUCGGUCUUGUGAGGCUCUGGUGUAUGAUGAGGAGAUCAUGGCAGGCUGGACAGCUGACGACUCCAAUCUCAACUGCACCUGUCCUUUUUGUCAAAUCUCUUUUCUCCCUCUGCUCCAUGUUGAGUUCCAUGACUUGCGCGCUACACCAGGUUAUAAUCAGGGGCGCUGUACGGGGGUGCAGAGUAUGCCAAGCAUAUGGGCCCAGGAGGCUAGGGGGCCCCAAAUCACGACUUUGGAUUUUUGGUGUGGCUUCUACUUGACAAGCACAUCAGGAGACAGUAUCCACAGCUCCAGCACACAGCCAGCCACCUCUGGCUCCUCAGAAGUGAAAGCGGGCUGUCCUAGUGAGCCUCCAGAACUCAUGAGCUUUCCAGAAUCUCCGGAGGACAGCAAGGGUCCUGUCGAGAUGCCUGUCGCUCAAAGUGGAACCCCAAAGAUCCUUGUACCAGAGCCAGUACAUUCAGACCCCCUGGGUCUCAUGGAGAGACAAGCUGAGAAACGCAACACUUUAACCAGGAGCAACAGUGUGGGAGGCCCACUGCAGAGUCUGGACUUGAUCCAAAGACCCAAUCAUGGCAUAUCCACCACAAGCCUGCCCAACAGCCUACAAGAGGUGGCGGACACUUUGGGUCAAAAGUGGCCCAACCCAAAACCAGUUUCUGUGCCGUAUCUCAGUCCACUGGUCCUGCGCAAAGAGUUGGAGUCGCUGUUAGAGAAUGAGGGGGAUCAGGUAAUCUAUACCCAUAAGUUCCUCAGUCAGCACCCCAUUAUCUUCUGGAACCUGGUGUGGUAUUUCCGCCGUUUAGAUCUGCCCAGCAUUCUGCCUGGACUCAUCCUUACCUCUGAACACUGCAACAAUGGAGUACAGCUGCCGCAGACAUCUCUGUCUCAGGACAGUAAGCAGGUGUUUGUGCAGCUGCUGUGGGACAAUGUCAACUUACAUCAGGAGCCCACCGAGCCCCUCUAUCAGCUCUGGAGGACCUUCUUGCAAAGGAAGGGAACUCUAGCCCCCACUGACCACCAGGAGACUCGAACUCUACUGAACAGCAUUGUACGCAGCAUUCAGACGAACGAUGUUUACGGCCCCAUCAACUUGCUCCUUAGGGAGAUCAAGAAACACCCGGAAGUUAAACGCCAGAGGAGUAUCUAUAGGGAAAUUCUGUUUCUGUCACUUGUUGCUUUAGGAAGGGAGAACAUUGAUAUAGAAGCAUUUAAUCGUGAAUACCGUCUUGCAUACAAUGGGCUCAGCGCAGAACAGCUUAAAGCCCUAUCCCCCAUUGACAGACCACCUAGCAACAGUGUGCAGUGGUGCCUCAAGUGCUUUGGAGCCCCGUUCGUCUGAUCUGCUCCUCCGACCCACAGUAACUGUAAAAACCCUGUAAGUCAGGGACAGGAUUGUACAGUAAUUUCUUUCAAUUGCACCAUCACCUGAAAUGGUACUUUUUUUAUCAUCUACCAGAAUAAAAACAAAUUGCCGUCUUUGCUCUGAAAUUCCUGAGAGUGUCAUGGCAUCGGCCAUACAGCGGGGUAGACACUGCAUUUUACUGUCAGUCUUCAGAUGUUGAACACUGCCACUUGUGUGUGAGCCCUUUUCUACUUCCUGCAGUGGAAGUAAAUGAAAGACCUGAGUGAAAAUGAAAAAUCUUCUCACUGUAAGAUGUCUCUCUACACCACCUUUCACUCUAGCUUCUCUCUUCAGCCGACCUGUGGAAGGAUUCUAUGGAUAUGAAGAGAGCAUUCUGAAGAGAGGUGUCAGUGACAAUGAUCUUAUUUGAUGUGCACUUUCAGAAAUGGUUGCUUUAUCGUUCUCUAUUGUCACCAUGUGUUUUUAUAUCUAUAUAUAUUUUUUUCUAUAUUGGGAUAUUUGAACUCUGUUGCCUUUCUCUAAGUGAGGGAUCUUUGACUAGAUUUCUGUGGAGUCUUAAACACGUAGCCCUUCGACGUUAAUGUGGGCUGUCAGUUUCAAGGUGAGAGGUUUGUGUGUGUGAGUGUGUAUGUGCGUGUACAUUAGAUAGACUACACCUUAAAGUGAUAUAAUGUGAGAGAGGACAAUCAGAUGAAUUCCAGAACAUUCCAGAAAGUGUCUUAAACAGAGGCUAGUAUCAAUAUGAAUGAUGGUAUAGUGAUAAACUGUUGAUUUGUUUUUAAAAAUACAUACCUUAAACCUAAAUGUAGGAUAAUGUAUUGUGGAAAAUAACGUGAAAUACAUCCGGAAUGGAGGAGACAAUUUAUGAAGUAACUCUUUAUUAAUGCAUUCACGCACACAUACACACAGAGGUUUUUUUUUUUUUUUUUUUUUUUUUUUUUUUUUUUUUAAAUACACAUGCUUUGAUUAAAAGACAUAAAUGAAUUUCAUAAUCUGUAUUAAGAAAUUACUCUUUAACACAGAAAAAUGUCCAUAGAACCUCAAACAAGAAUAUAUCUCAAAAUAUUUUUUAAACUUGCUUUUUAAUCUGCUAGAUGACUUUAGUUAUGGCAAAUUAGUGUCCAUUCAUUUUAUUGAAAUCUUUUUUUUUUUUGGUCCCAUUGUACAAGUGAAUCCAAAGGAUGUAAAAAUCUUCAAGUCAAUGCCAUUAGUGAAUGAAUCAGUGAAUCGAAAUAGUUCUUGUGCCUUGUUAUCAAGUCAAGGUAGGACUUGUGGAUUUGUAAAAAAAAAAAAAAAAAUUAAGAUUAAUUUACUACUAAUAAAUUAACAUGAGCAAUU
This is a messenger RNA of Ctenopharyngodon idella (grass carp), 7540 nucleotides long. RefSeq names its product DENN/MADD domain containing 4C (gene dennd4c). The record is from RefSeq and is a predicted model, not a curated record. Gene Ontology annotation, biological process: regulation of Rab protein signal transduction. Gene Ontology annotation, molecular function: protein binding. NCBI's taxonomy places the organism in Eukaryota, Metazoa, Chordata, Actinopteri, Cypriniformes, Xenocyprididae. The transcript has 35 exons. Gene Ontology annotation, cellular component: ESCRT I complex; cytoplasmic vesicle. Bases 272 to 6178 code for a protein of 1968 amino acids.